AUGGCAUCGGGCGCUGGCACUGAUGUGGCAGGCCCGUCGGCAGAGGCGAGCAUGGAGGUUGAUCCGUAUCUCAAGGCUGGGCGCGCGGCGGCCGAGCAGAUGAUCCGGGUGGCGGCGUCGAUGGCCCACAUCUCGCCGUUCAACUACGAGACGCAGCAGCCAGCCACAGGCUGGAAGUUUGCCAAGCUCAACCGUGGCGUCCUCAUCUACAAGCGGACCAUGCCCGGCUCGGCCUCGCACGCCUUUCUGGGCAAGGGCGUCGUCGGCGUCCCACCCGAGUCGGUCUACCAUACACUCAAGUCGCUCGACGUUGUUGUCAAGCUCUCCGAGGACGAGCACCAUUGCUGCCAGAUCGUCCAUGCAUUUCACGUCACCUCGCGGUGCCUGAUGAAGCACGCUCGCGAUUUUGCGUGUGUCAUGUACAACGGCGUCACCAACUCGAACCGGUGCUUUGUCUCGGCCACCACCGGCGCGGUCCACCCGCUCUGUCCGCACAUGGACGGCGUUGUCCGCGGCCAUGUCAAGGCCUCAUCCUGGUUUGUCGAGCCGUACGGCGAGGCCGACUCGAUGGUCACCUUUUUCUCGCAUGUCGAGUUUGGUGGCCGCCUGCCGACCUCGGUCGUCAACCUCGUCUCCAUCGGACAGCCCAUGUGCAUCUACCAGCUCGGCCUGCUCAUGCUAGAGCGCAAAAAGCUGACCGCUCUUCUCCAGCCGCCGCGUCCGCCGCUCGAGGCCCUUGCUCUCUGCAAGCCGUAUCUCACCCCGCACGAGCAGUCGGAGAUCCUCGGCUACGACCUAGUCUACUUUGCUGGGCCCUACGCACGCAAGCGCGGGCCGACGGCCUCGUCACUCAAGACCGCAAAGCGCGUCGGCCUCGACGAGCUCUCCGUCGGUCUCCUCACAACCUCGGCCGCACUCGGCGACGAUGCCUUUCUUGACUCGUUCGACACUCCCGACGGCGAGUACGCGCUUUCGGUCCACGACCACAUCGCCUUUCGCUACGAGGUCCUUGGCAUGCUCUCUUGCGGCGUAACCUCGCAAGUUGUCAAGGUCUUUGACCACAAGACCCACACCACAUGUGGCAUCAAGAUCAUCAAGAACAAGCGCGUCUUUCGCCACAUCGCCCUCUCGGAAAUCGGGCAUCUGAACGCUGUCGCCCGUGGCCGCGAAGCGCUCACCGAUGACACCUUUGACGUCGCCGCCGCGCUCGCCGCUGCACCACAUCCGCCCGACGCUGCACCCGCCGACACCGACAUUGCGCGCGCUGUCCUCGCCGUCGGCGCCGACUCGAUCGGCGGGCUUAUCCGCCACUUUGAGUUCCGCGGGCAUCUGUGUAUGGUCUUUGAGCUCAUGAGCUCUAACCUGCUGAAUGUGGUCAAGGUCAACCGCUACUCGCGUAACCUGACCAUGCUUGCGCUGCAGGACAUGGCCAUCCAGGUCACCUCGGCGCUUGCCCUCCUGCACGCUCUUCAGAUUGUUCACUGCGACCUCAAGCCCGAAAACAUCCUCGUCCGGAACCCGGCUGCCACCGACGUCAAGCUGGCAGGCAUGCGAAAUACCCAGAUGUAUAUCCAGACCCGCUACUACCGCGCGCCCGAGAUCGUCCUCGGCUCGACGUUUACCACUGCCAUCGACGUGUGGUCGCUCGGCUGUGUGCUCGCCGAGGUCUACACCGGCCGCCCGCUCUUCCCAGCCCGCCACGAGUCAGAGCUGCUCCUUCUCAUCCGCGACAUCCUUGGCGAUCCUCCGCAGUCGGUCUUGCGCGCUGCCACCCGCCGCGAGCUCUUGGUCAUGGGCGUCAGCGCCGACGACCCGCAGCUGCAGCUCCGUGAUAUGCGCUCGUUCGCACCUGGCCGCCGCCACCGCCCUUGGCUGCCACGACCCCUCUUUGUCGACUUUCUCUCGGCUUGCCUCGCCUGGGAUCCUGCCGACCGCUGGCCUGCGCUCGCCCUACUCUCGCAUCCGUGGCUCGCCCCGCGCUUCCGUGACCGCUUUGCCCCGCACCUCGCGCCACCAUCGGUCGCCUCUGCUAGCGCCGCUGGCGAUGCCGCCGGCCCCUCGGCCACCAUCCUCUCGCCCGAUUCGGCCGCUCCGCCACCAUCGUCGCGCCCGAUAUCGUCGGUCACUGCGGGCUCGUCCAGCACUGCCGUGUCAUCGUCGAUGGUUCCGCUCCAGUCCACACUCGCCGACGUCCCACCGUCGUCCGAGCACGUCCAGGAGCUGCUUUUCCGCAAGGAGGACUAUUUUACCGUCUGA
This is a messenger RNA of Thecamonas trahens ATCC 50062, 2256 nucleotides long. RefSeq names its product CMGC/DYRK/DYRK2 protein kinase. The transcript has 4 exons. Bases 1 to 2256 code for a protein of 751 amino acids. Gene Ontology annotation, molecular function: protein serine/threonine/tyrosine kinase activity; ATP binding; lipid binding. The record is from RefSeq and is a predicted model, not a curated record. Lineage: Eukaryota; Apusomonadida; Apusomonadidae. Gene Ontology annotation, biological process: peptidyl-threonine phosphorylation; peptidyl-serine phosphorylation.